AUGGUCUCCACGUUCGACACACUCUCCACCAUCAGCCAUUACAGCCCAAGCGAGUCGCCACCGCGCAAGCACGUAGUCUUCCUCGACCUCACGCGGCAGGAGGACGUCAUAUCGACCUUUCUCGACGUUUCCAUUCCGCCGCGCACCGACCACCUCGUCCUGACGGUAACCUACGACCCGACGCUUGACCCACGCCUGCCCGAUGACGCCCACUGCCCAUUCCCCGAACUCGACAGCGCCGUCACCGACGUGACCAUCAUCUUCAAGACGGUCUUCAUGGCCGGUCGCGCGCGUAGCCGUCCCGUAGUCCCCGGCCAGCUGGCGGUAUUCGAGAUACUCCUCGGGUUCGUUGGGUACAACACCGCCCCAGGCCGGCGGUUCACCCUUGUCGGCAUGCAGGACGUCGACUGGCGCUGGGUCGGCGAACCCGCCCGGCCGAACCACGUCGUCAACUCGGCGAUGAUCGCCAUCCAAGACAGCUAUCGCAAGCCCGAGGCAUGGGGCUGCACCGACAUCCGCUCGGUCAUCAACGGCCUCGUGUUCACCUCCAUGUCGCAGUACCGCUCCGACGGGGAGGACGAGGAGUACAGGGAGAACACGGUACGCCCGUCGCCAUGGCGCGGGGAGAGGGGUCACUGGAUUUGA
Molecule: messenger RNA, 645 nt
Organism: Vanrija pseudolonga
Lineage: Eukaryota; Fungi; Basidiomycota; Tremellomycetes; Trichosporonales; Trichosporonaceae
Exons: 1
Coding region: 1-645 (214 amino acids)
Source: RefSeq, a predicted model, not a curated record